Schistocerca gregaria is the source of this 3772-nucleotide messenger RNA. RefSeq lists its product as uncharacterized. Bases 935 to 3448 code for a protein of 837 amino acids. The transcript is spliced from 3 exons. Lineage: Eukaryota; Metazoa; Arthropoda; Insecta; Orthoptera; Acrididae. The record is from RefSeq and is a predicted model, not a curated record.
AUAUUGAAAAAACAAGGGAUCCCAAUAACAUUCAGAACAAACAAUACUGUUCAGAAAAGACUAAGACCAGACAGAAAAACUGCAGACAAAUUCAGCAACGCUGGAAUAUAUCAACUCACCUGCAACUCCUGUCAGGCCCAGUACAUAGGACAAACAAGCAGAAACUUCCGAACAAGGUACACAGAGCACAUGAGAGCUCUAAAGAGUGACAGCACACAUUCAACUUUUGCAGAUCAUCUAAUGAACAAAAACCAUAACCCCACUAAUAUUGAAAACGAUCUACACAUUCUGAAAAACAGCAACAGUCUAUACCAACAAUUAACAAUAGAAGAAAACUACUAUAUACAAAAGGCCAUAGUCGAAGGGAAAAAUGUAAUAAACGAAUACACAACACUUUGCAAUAACACACUCUUCACUGCUCUGAGAGAACUGGCCAAGGACUCAGAACAGACAAGCACACACACGCAAUAGAACCACUUCCCCAUCACACACACAGACAUAAAUAAAGAACAGGAGUCGUCGUAAUUCGCGCUACGUUUUUCAUAGCCUCUCUCGCCACAUGCGAUACACCUCUCGCGACACGCGCGAACGGCAAGAUGGCGUAAUACCCGCGAGCCAAAACAAAGUGCCAAAGUUUUGUUUUGUGUAUGUAAAAGCGUCUCCACACCAUCCAACGAACUUUGCAGAUGACAUGAUGUUCGUGAAUAAAAACGGUGACAUAAGCACGGAGUAUACAUGUUUGCAGACAGCAAAAAUAAUGCUCAAAAACAUUAUGUAACUUGCAAUAAAUAAGAUUAGAAAAGCCCACUGAUGAUGGUGAUAUUUGUCGCCGAAACUAGUAUGGGAAAAUAAAGAAAUUAAACAUAUAACAAGGUGUUUUGCAUCAAGGCGGACGCAACUUCUGAUAUUGUUUUUCUAUGCAAACACGGACCAAAUGGAAGAGUUCCAAGAUAAAAUUAUUGUUUCUACGCCACGCCAGGCAUUUCCAGUAAAGCUCUUCAACAAAUUUAAGAAAACGACAGUGAAACUACACCAAACAAACUUGAACCUCAAGUACAACAAAAUUUGCUCUGCCAACAACAUCAUUCCUAAUUAUAUUAAAAUUAAUGUAAACAACAUGUCACCUGCAGCACAGCGUGCUAAACGAACAGCUGAAACAGCUUGGCUGAAAUAUGAAAUUAGCUCUCUAUACUCAAAAAAACAAGAACUGAAUGUCAGCUUAUACAAAUUACACCUAGAAUUAGGAAACCACAUCUCCAGCUCAUCAGUACUGUAUGACACAAUAGAAAGAAUAAACCACCACUCACAGUCAAUAAUGCAAAGGAAAUGGCAGAAACAAGAACAGAAAUUAAAUAAACUCUUGAACAAAAACUGCUCCAAAACCGAGACACACACACAACACACAUUCCACGAACGCUUGGUUAAUUUUACUGACAUAACACUCACAAAAGAAGAACAACAGCUACUUGAGAAAGGCCCAAAAUACAAUUUGAACACCCACAUAACACAUAAGACCAUAGAAAAUCUUAUUACUGAGACUGAAUACAUCAUAGGACAACAUGAAAAAACUAACACUCGAGACUUCAACCCAGGCCUAACAAGAGAAUUAGUGACAGAGGAAAUGAAACAAAUCAUCAGAAGGAACAAACCAUCAAUAAACACAAAUAAAAAAACAGCUGAUGAGAAAACCAUUAACAGUAUACACAGAAAACUAAAACAACACAAUGCUCUCAUCACCAAGGCAGACAAAGGGAAUGCUCUAGUGUUAAUAACUAAGGCAGAAUACAUUGAAAAAACAGAAAAAUUCCUGACAGAGAAUAAAAUAAGCAAGCUAACCAGUGACCCAACACAAAGAUACCAAAGAAAUGUAAAGACUCUCUUAAAAAACAUCACACACACCUUGACACAGAACCAGACAAAAAGAAUGACACAAAAAAACCCUAAAGCUCCACUCUUAACAAGCCUGCCAAAGGUCCACAAACCUCUCAUACCAGUCAGACCAGUGGUUGACUUCAGAAAAGCCCCAUCUUACUUACUAGGGAGACACAUGCACACAUUCCUACAGAAAACAUACACAUACACAAACAACAGAAGCCUCAAAAACACAGGAGACAUAAUAGAGAAAAUUAAGAAUAUCAACAUCCCCCCAACAGCAAAACUGGUAUCUUUUGACAUCACAUCCAUGUACACAAACAUACCCACAGAAGAAACUAUAAACAUUAUAGAACAACAGCUAAAAUGCAAGAAAUUCCCAGACAUACAAAUAAAUGAAAUCUCGUCCAUUCUGAGGCUGAUCACAGAACAAAACUACUUCACUUUUAACAACAACUUCUAUUCGCAACAAGAGGGGCUACCCAUGGGAUCCCCCAUCAGUGGAACCUUAGCCAACAUCUUCUUGGACCAUAUAGAGAACACAAUAUUCAAUAACAUUGUAAAACAAGGGGGGUACAAAAUCAUCUACUGGUAUCGAUAUGUGGAUGACAUAAUCUGUCUUGUAGAUGAAACACAUAACAGAAUAGAAGAGCUACACAGUAACAUCAACACAGUACACCCACAAAUCCACUUCACAAUGGAAAUAGAAAAAAACCAGACACUAAAUUUCUUGGAUCUUACAAUCACAAGAAACAACCACCAACAUGAAUUCUCCAUCUACAGAAAACCCACAUCCACAAGCACUGUUAUCCAUAACACAUCCAACCACCCUACAGUACAUAAAUAUGCCAGUUUCACACACAUGCUCCACAGGAUAAACAGAACACCUCUUAAACCAGAAAACUACACACAGGAACUAAAUAUAAUCAAACAAAUUGCUGUUGAAAACAACUACAAAACAGACAUCAUAAACAAACUCAACAACAAGAUAAAACGGAAACAGGCAGUACACACAGACAACACAGCAGACCACACCACUCAAGCAAAUAGAGGGAGAUGGUACACACUUACAUACAAUAACAAAAUAUCACAUAGAAUAGGAAACAUAUUGAAAAAACAAGGGAUCCCAAUAACAUUCAGAACAAACAAUACUGUUCAGAAAAGACUAAGACCAGACAGAAAAACUGCAGACAAAUUCAGCAACGCUGGAAUAUAUCAACUCACCUGCAACUCCUGUCAGGCCCAGUACAUAGGACAAACAAGCAGAAACUUCCGAACAAGGUACACAGAGCACAUGAGAGCUCUAAAGAGUGACAGCACACAUUCAACUUUUGCAGAUCAUCUAAUGAACAAAAACCAUAACCCCACUAAUAUUGAAAACGAUCUACACAUUCUGAAAAACAGCAACAGUCUAUACCAACAAUUAACAAUAGAAGAAAACUACUAUAUACAAAAGGCCAUAGUCGAAGGGAAAAAUGUAAUAAACGAAUACACAACACUUUGCAAUAACACACUCUUCACUGCUCUGAGAGAACUGGCCAAGGACUCAGAACAGACAAGCACACACACGCAAUAGAACCACUUCCCCAUCACACACACAGACAUAAAUAAAGAACAGGAGUCGUCGUAAUUCGCGCUACGUUUUUCAUAGCCUCUCUCGCCACAUGCGAUACACCUCUCGCGACACGCGCGAACGGCAAGAUGGCGUAAUACCCGCGAGCCAAAACAAAGUGCCAAAGUUUUGUUUUGUGUAUGUAAAAGCGUCUCCACACCAUCCAACGAACGUAAGUACACAAAUAGCUAAGUAACAGUUUCAUUACACUGCAUUCCACAACGCUGCUGCAAUCCCAAGAGUAUAUUGCUGACAUACACAGUUCACCUUCAGUAUUUGUUUACUAAC